This is a messenger RNA of Fragaria vesca subsp. vesca, 717 nucleotides long. Its product is annotated as mitochondrial import inner membrane translocase subunit tim16-like. The record is from RefSeq and is a predicted model, not a curated record. Gene Ontology annotation, cellular component: TIM23 mitochondrial import inner membrane translocase complex. The transcript is spliced from 4 exons. The coding region runs from base 130 to 486 and encodes 118 amino acids. Gene Ontology annotation, biological process: protein import into mitochondrial matrix. NCBI's taxonomy places the organism in Eukaryota, Viridiplantae, Streptophyta, Magnoliopsida, Rosales, Rosaceae.
GAAAACAUAGCAUUACAGCAAAAACCUGUUUAGUUUCGUUUCCGGUUUUCCGCAAAUCCAUCAAUAAAACAAAACAAACCAAAAAGGAUAUCAGAUCAGAUUCUGAAACAAAACCCAUCGAUCUCAGCUAUGGCUGCUAAGAUCCUUGCCAACUUAAUUGUGAUGGGUUCUGGUAUUCUGGCAAGGGCCGUAGUUCAAGCAUAUCGUCAGGCACUUGCAAAUGCCUCGAAAUCUGGUGUUGCUCAAGAAACACUACAAAAUGCUGCUCGUAGAGCUGGCAAAGUCAUGACAGAGCAAGAAGCUAGGCAGAUUCUUGGUAUCUCAGAGGAAACUACUUGGGAGGAAGUCUUGAAGAAAUACGAUAGGUUAUUUGAAAACAAUGCCAAGAACGGGAGCUUUUACCUUCAGUCAAAAGUUCACAGGGCCAAGCAAUGUUUAGAAGCUGCCUAUAAAGAUAAAGGUCAAGGGACCCCUACCCCAAGUUGAGAGUCCUUCAUUUCUUUCGUCCAUCUAUUAAUUGUAUUAUUAGGUCAGAGGUCUGAGGAACAAGCCUGAAAGAUAUAGAAGAUUGAGAAUGUAUAUGCACAUGUUGGUUUAGAUCAUCGCCAUUCUGAAACAUCUGUCUGUUGAAGUUGUAUUUACAUACAUGCCUAUUUCAUCAAUGAUACACAUACCACAUAGCAUAGUGGUUGGCUUGUAUGCAAAGUGGUCUUCAAU